AUGCUUUUCUCUAUCCCAUUCAUCGCCUGUGUUCUCGCAGCUUGUGAUAUCACCACCGCAUUUCGGACUAAUGGUGACCCGGAACAUGACGACAACGCCCUUAAGAAAAUCUGCCCACAUCUGAAGACACAGGAUAAGGGCUGCAUUCGCUACACUAGAGGCUACGAUGUUACCGGCGUCCUCACUACAGUCACCCCGAAUGUCAAUGAUGAAUGUGCCUGUAUCGAGGAAUGCAUCAAUGCUCCAGCCUCCUGUGACAGCUAUGUGUGGAAGUACAACGAUGAGGGAACACGUCGUACUUGCACCUUGUACUCGAACUUCAACCUCCCCCCCAAUGUCACGGUUGUUUACGACGAGCCACCUACCCCUCCCAACCAAGGCUACGAGCCUAUCGCAGAUGGCCCUACCCAGAUCGGUGGCCUAGUGCCUAAAGCCACAACGCCUAGUGGUGAGAUCGAUGAGCGUGCUGUUUCUGGUCCUGUCUGGCAGCUUGAAGGAGGCGGGGUACUCUGCUAG
Molecule: messenger RNA, 516 nt
Organism: Penicillium cataractarum
Lineage: Eukaryota; Fungi; Ascomycota; Eurotiomycetes; Eurotiales; Aspergillaceae
Exons: 1
Coding region: 1-516 (171 amino acids)
Source: RefSeq, a predicted model, not a curated record